Molecule: messenger RNA, 3237 nt
Organism: Poeciliopsis prolifica (blackstripe livebearer)
Lineage: Eukaryota; Metazoa; Chordata; Actinopteri; Cyprinodontiformes; Poeciliidae
Product: ecto-NOX disulfide-thiol exchanger 2-like
Exons: 15
Coding region: 359-2401 (680 amino acids)
Biological process (GO): ultradian rhythm
Cellular component (GO): external side of plasma membrane; plasma membrane
Molecular function (GO): protein-disulfide reductase activity; RNA binding
Source: RefSeq, a predicted model, not a curated record
UAACGCAUGAACGCGCCUCGUUAUCGCAAGGUGUAAAAGAUUUAAGAGCAAAGCGUUUUUCAGCAGGAGGAACAUCGGAACAGCGUCGCCCGCUCGCUGUUCGCGCGCGCCUAGCGAACUGUUCGGCUCCAUCCGGCGAACCGGGCUCGUCCAGAGGGCGGGCUUCGCCUGCCGUAGUCAAAAAGGGUCCCACUUCGACUGGCUGCUCUCAUUGCAGUUCAGUCUGCCGAGCGGAGCACAGAGGAGCGGACUGACAGAGACACCAGCCCCGGCUCCAUUCAAGGAUUUUUUUAAACCUCCUGCAGUUCGUCCUACAGCACAGGACCGAUAAGGACUCUCAGCUCGCCUUCCGUGGAAAAUGUUCCUCUUGCAGUACACGGGACUCAACGCUCUGCCCUUUGAUCCAGCAACCAACAACGAUCCUCUUCAGUUCAACGGUUCUAGUGGUCCACUUGGGACUGAGUGCGCUCCCUUGGAUAACACUGCUGAAAACGGCAAAAAGAGAAAGAGAGCCAGCCUCCCUCCAGAAGGGAUCUGUAACAUGACGAUGGACUCCAACUCGAUGACGAUGCCCAUGUCUGACCCCAACCCCUGGGCAGCUGCUAUGAACAACAUGGGGAUGCCUCCUAUAGGAAUGACAGGACAGCCACUUCUACCAGAUUUUGAUCCUAACCUUGGCAUGAUGGCUGGAAUCACCCCCAUAAACCCCAUGAUGCCCGGCCUCGGCAUGGUGCCCUCACCCGUCUCCCAGGACGUUCCAGUCGUGAAGGAGAUCAUCCACUGCAAGAGCUGCACCCUUUUUCCCCCCAACCCUAACCUACCUCCUCCUGCCACAAGAGAACGCCCUCCAGGCUGCAAGACUGUGUUUGUCGGCGGCUUGCCAGAGAACGCCACAGAGCAGCUCAUCAUGGAGGUCUUUGGACAGUGUGGCGAUAUCACAGCGAUUCGCAAAAGCAAGAAGAAUUUCUGCCACAUCCGAUUUGCAGAGGAGUCCACAGUGGACAAGGCUCUGUUUUUGUCUGGAUAUCGAAUCCGUUUGGGCUCAAGCACAGACAAAAAGGACACUGGGCGGCUCCAUGUUGACUUCGCUCAGGCCAGAGACGACCUGUACGAGUGGGAAUGCCGCCAGCGCAUGUUGGCCCGAGAGGAGCGUCACAGGCGCAAGUUGGAGGAGGACCGCCUGAGGCCGCCGUCCCCUCCUCCCAUCGUCCACUAUUCAGAGCACGAGUGCAGCCAGCUGGGAGACAAAAUCAAAGACGACGGUAAGUUUCCAGAGGCCGUCCGCGUACUCCUGACCUGGCUGGAGCGGGGCGAAGUCAACCGCAGGAACGCCAACAACUUCUACUCCAUGAUCCAGUCCUCCAACAGCCACAUCCGCCGGCUGAUCGGCGAGAAGAGUCAACACGAGAAGGAGAUGGAAGAGGCCAAGGACAAGUUCAAGUCGGCGCUGGCUGGCAUCGUGGCUCAAUUUGAACAGAUUGUGUCUGUAUUCCAAGCUGCUUCCAAACAAAAGGCAUGGGACCAUUUCUCCAAAGCUCAGCGCAAGAACUUGGACAUGUGGCGCAAACAAGUCGAGGAGAUCAGAAACAUGCACAACGAGCAGCUGAUGGGCAUCAGGCGAGAAGAGGAGAUGGAAAUGUCUGAUGAUGAUAUGGAGGACGUCCCUGACAGCAAAGACUCUGAGGACUCAGGUGUUUCCCAAGUAGAAGCCUUAAAGGAGGAGAACGACUCGCUACGCUGCCAGCUGGACGCCUACAGGAACGAAGUGGAGCUGCUCAAACAGGAGCAGGGAAAGAACCAGCCAGUCCGCAGCGAGGAGGACAGCACUCAUUCACAGCAGCUCAGCUUCCUGCAGCAGGCUCUGCAAGGCAUGCAAAAGCAACUGUUAAAAAUGAGGGACGAACUGAAGCAGCGGGAGGCGGAGCUGGAAAAGAGUCUGGAGGACAAACAGCAGCUGAAGUUUGAAGUCCAGAAUCUGAAGGAAGGCCUCCAGAAGUUGCAGAGCACACACACAAUGCAGCUGGAGAUGUCAAACCCGGCCGAUGGAGGCAAAGACGACAGCAACAACAAGACUGUUGAAGCCACACUUUCAGCAGUGGUGUCCUGCAGUCAGGAGAAAAGAGGUCCCACAGAGAAAAACUCAACAAGUCCUAUUCACUCAGAGAGGGAAGCCCUGCUAGUUGGGAUCAUCUCAACCUUCCUGCACGUCCACCCGUUCGGAGCCAGCAUCGAGUACAUCUGUUCCUACCUCCAGCGUUUGGACACCAAGAUUAACCCCAGUGAGGUGGAGGCUCUCCUUUCCCGGCUGCCCUGCACCUUCAGGCAGGAGCUGACUGGCGUUGGAGCGAGUUUGGAGAAACGCUGGAACUUCUGCGGCUUUGAGGGCAUAAAGAGCACUUAGGCUCCACAGGUGACACUUCUGGGACUUCAAGAAGACGACAGGCAACACAGACUUUGUAGCAAUGUGAAAGAUACAGUAUCUAGCUCACAAGUAUCAAAGACUCUGUACUGAAUCCUGACUGUACAAGGGACACAGAGGACUGAUCUCAGAUCAAGCGGGAAUGUUACAUGAGCACUUCAGGGACUGUGUAGGUGGCAGAGACUUUAAACAUCAUCGCUGUGGAGACCAAGCACCCACGAUGGAGUCCUCAGAAGCUUGAUCUCCGAGUUCCUGUGCAUCUGCAAAAUAUUUUUAGACAUGAUGACUCCCUGGGAGUCACAGAGGAGCACCAGUUUCUACCGUCACUGGAUCAUCGCGUAGUUUUGCCCACAGGAGCAGAGCGUGGUGCGUUUGGAGUCAACACGUGGAUCUGUCUGGUAUCAGGUCUACAGGGCUAAUCCAGGAGGAGAUGAGGGUGUGUCCUCCCAACCCGUCGACCUCCUUCUCUUCUCUUUUUGCUGUUGCCGGUUUGUAACAUAGAUCAAAAACGAAUAUAUUUCUUCAUUUUCUGUAAAGGCUGUCAGCAGUUGCAUAGACUCAUUUGUUGUAAUACACUGUAAAUGCUUGGAUGAUAUUUUUGAAUAUAAAAGACAUUUGAAUAUAAAGAAAACAGCAAAGUGUCUGUAUUUUUGUGCAUCUGAGGAGCAGGUAGAGGGGUUUGUGUGACUGAUAUGCACAAGACAAGUAGGCUACCUCUACGUUUGUGCUCAUUCUUGCUUGAAGAGCCGUGUUUUUUUCUCGUUUCCUUUAUCUAUCAGGAGCUGUACUCAGAGCUGGGUUUAGAAGCUUACAUAAGG